Molecule: messenger RNA, 828 nt
Organism: Ilex paraguariensis (yerba mate)
Lineage: Eukaryota; Viridiplantae; Streptophyta; Magnoliopsida; Aquifoliales; Aquifoliaceae
Source: the annotation of a GenBank genome assembly
AUGGCCGGGAGUGUGAGUGCGGAGUCUGGAGUUGGAAAAUCUGUGGAGGGGAUUUCAAGUGGGCAGCUGCAUUGCCAAUCUGGGGAUGCAUUGGUGGAAUGGCGGUAUUCUGAGCAGGUGGAACAUGGAACCCCAUCAACUUCGCCGCCUUACUGGGACACCGACGACGACGAUGAUGAUUGUGGACCAAAGCCUUCUGAGUUAUAUGGAAAGUACACAUGGAAGAUUGAUAAAUUUUCGCAGAUCAACAAGAGAGAACUUCGCAGUAAUCCAUUUGAGGUUGGAGGCUACAAAUGGUACAUUUUGAUUUACCCACAAGGCUGUGAUGUCUGCAAUCAUCUCUCUUUGUUUCUCUGUGUUGCUAACCAUGACAAGCUUCUGCCAGGGUGGAGUCAUUUUGCGCAGUUUACAAUAGCUGUGGUGAAUAAAGAUCCAAAGAAAUCUAAGUAUUCUGAUACAUUACAUCGGUUCUGGAAGAAAGAACAUGAUUGGGGGUGGAAAAAAUUUAUGGAGCUACCGAAAGUGUACGACGGGUUUAUUGAUGCUGACACUGACACUCUUGUAAUUAAAGCUCAAGUCCAAGUUAUUAGGUACUUUGCAAGUCAUUUUUCAACAGAGCUUGUCGGUCUUUGUUUUCUGUCUUGAUUUCGCUGUUGAUAUCAAAUGCUAUCUGAUAUAACAUGUUGAGUGGAUGAAAUUUUGAUCAGGCUUCCGUGAAAAAAAGUUUCAUCCUUUAACUUUUUUGCGGUAUGCUGCCUUACCCUGGUUGGUUUUUUCUCUCUUGUAGAAGGGUUAUGUGAUUAUUUAGAGUCCCCUUUUUAUCCCGUU